This is a messenger RNA of Camellia sinensis, 2284 nucleotides long. The record is from RefSeq and is a predicted model, not a curated record. Lineage: Eukaryota; Viridiplantae; Streptophyta; Magnoliopsida; Ericales; Theaceae.
ACUUAACAGUGAUCUGCAGAGGUUAUUACUGCUCUUUACUCCACCACGUUCUUCCAUUUCAAACCCUAAAUCAUAUUCUCACCAAUUUCACUCUCUCCUCCAAUUUAUCUCUCUACAACCCACAACGAACAUGGCUCUUCUCACACCAAAUUCAUCGAUCCAGAGCUGCCAUGGAGACUAGCAAAAGGCGAGAGCGGAUUUUCAAAGACUUCCAUUACCUUUUACCCGUUCCGAACUCGCUCAACACUCACCACGAUGGAUCGAUAUCAGAGGGUAGAGAAACUGAGGCCAGAGACGCCGAUUAAUGAGAAUGAGAUUUGUAUAACCACUCAGGGGAGGAUGAGGAACUACAUUAUUUAUGCUACCACUCUGUUUCAGGUUUUGUGACCAGAGAUCAGUCAUUUAGCAAUUCAAGCCUACAGUCAAGAAACUAGUCUUAGGGUUGGGCAACUUGGUUAGAUGCCAAAUUCACCCCUCAUGAAGAUUGCCUCACAAAAUAUGCAUUGUUGGGGCAUCUUCAGCAAGCUCGGUGGAAGAGGAUGCUUCUCAAACAAGCUGCCCUUCACCUCUUGCCACCUGACCUGCUGCAGCUGUCUCUUGAGUCUUCCUUCACAAGUUCUUCUAUUUUAUAAUAGGUGUAAUUGUUGCCUUGAUGCAAAUUGUUGUCAAUCUGGUUCAAGAAACAUACGAGGAUCGGAUGUCUAAGCAGCAGGUUGGGACUGGUCGUAGAGUUGAGGACCUCUAUGUAGUAGAGAGCUUGCAUCUGCCUUUGACAACCUCUCCGAUUGCCUUUUCCUCUUUUCAGUUAGAUUCUCUGUCCAGUCCUUUCUACUUGCGGCAUUCUAGAUUAAGGCAUUUGUCUGCUGACCGCUUACAGUCUUUGGCUCAAUUAGGUGGGUGUAUGAAGGGGUGAUUGAUGAUCCUUGUGGUGAGCUUUGGCGCAAAUCAUCAUUAUCUUGAGUGUAUAAAAGCUGCGCUUAAUGUGUAUCAUAGACCAAUUAAUGUGCUUGUAAGGAGGAGUGAUUUGAUCAAUGUGGAGAUGAUAAAAGAAAUAGAGGAAGGCCAAGGAGAACAUGCGCUUAGGUGAUAAGAAAUGACAAGAUUACCUUAAAUUAAACUGAGAGUAUUACUUUGAAUAGAAUCAAUUCGAGGAAAUGGAUCCAAGUUCCUUGCUAUCCCAAGUAAUUGAAAUAAAGGUAUAUUGAAUUGAGUAUCUCGUAGUAGCUGAGAUUGUUGCUGAUCUUGGUGAGAACAUGUUUGAGUGAGAAAUUGUGUCAGCAUCAGCAUGGCACUUGCACUUAGCAGGAUGUGUUCUGGUCUGUAGAAGGUGGUUGUCAUCAAUAAGUUCAUUGAUGUUUAUUUCAUGUUUCAGGUUCAAUGGCCAUUGUCCCUUGUUAUAUCAAGAAAAGCCUUAACAAAAUAUCAGCUAAUAUUCCGCUUCCUAUUUCAUUAUAAGCACGUGGAUCUCCAACUUUGUGGGGCAUGGCAAAUACAUCAAGGUGUGUGUGCUGUUAACACAAAAGGAACUGCAAUCUCUCGGUCAUCUUUGCUGUGUCGUAGUUUGCUUAAGUUUAUUAAUAGCCUUCUACACUAUCUAAAAUUUGAGGUUCUUGAACCCAACUGGCAUGUGAUGCAUAACAGACUACAAACUGCAAAGAGCAUAGAUGAUGUUAUUGAAUUCUGUAAUUUUUUCCUUGAGAAGUGUAUAAGGGAAUGCUUGCUUCUUUUGCCCGAAGUUCUUAAGAAUGUGCAUCACUGUCGAGCAUUCCUCGUGGUAAAUGGUAUUGUAAGUAUUGCCAGAACAUGUUCCAAAGGGAGAAGUUUGUGGAGCAUAAUGCUAAUGCUAGCUGGAAGAGUUUCAGGAGUUGAUCUUAUUGAACGGAUAACCAAGCGUUGCAUUCGAAUUGUCAAAAAUCCAGAAGAUGCUGAGGUCAUUGCAUGUGUUUUGUGCAGAUUGAGAUAUUGUUGGGGAAGACUGAGAAGUUUGAUGAAUUGAUGGCAGCUACUGCUGCAGAAAGAGAACUUAGAGAAGGUGAAGAGCAGAGUUGAAGUGGUACUAUUUUAGUUUCUGGGUUGUUGGUCUUGAUGUAGCACGAGUGAAUGCAAUUUUAACCAGUUUCUUUAAUUAUAGUAGUUUUAGAUAAUCUCUUAAUAGUUGUCGAUAUAUUUAUAAAGUUAGAUAUGUAUAAUUUUGGAUGGUUUAAACUUUGUGUACAGUUUAGAACUUAAGGAUAUGGUUUUCGAAUGUUUGUAAUGUAUAGACAAUUGUUGAAUGUUUAUAAUA